Molecule: messenger RNA, 1524 nt
Organism: Daphnia magna
Lineage: Eukaryota; Metazoa; Arthropoda; Branchiopoda; Diplostraca; Daphniidae
Exons: 3
Coding region: 232-1278 (348 amino acids)
Cellular component (GO): extracellular region
Molecular function (GO): chitin binding
Source: RefSeq, a predicted model, not a curated record
AAAUCGGUUUAGUCUAGUUCUACUGAUGGUGCAAAACGUACCUGAAGGGAAGGCCGACACUACUGACUAUCUUUCAGCAUCGACUCGAACUGAAUUUGUUUUUUAGCUCCUUUUCAGAGCACAUCUGCACCAUUUAAAAGAGAAGAAAUCGAGCUUUUCGAGUUAGUACUCUUCGCUGCGCGACCUAGCUACGGUAUUGCAAAAGAGCUGAUACAGACAUAAUCGAGAACAAUGAAAUUUGUUAUCUACAAUACGAAGAACGCGUUGAUUUAUUUGCUAAUAUUUAGUAUCGUACAGGCUAAAAGUGAGAGCAUCAACAACAUAGAACGCAAAAUCGAAAAACAUACAGAAAGGUUCUACGACAAAGCGGGUCUUUGUAGCGAGGCUGGUUAUAAACGUAACGAAACGGACGCUACUCAAUUCUACAGGUGCGUCGAUUAUUCCGGAAAUGGGAAAAACUUUGUAGUGUUUAAAUUUGCAUGUCCACCUGCACUUGAAUUCGAUGAGAAACUCUUGAUUUGCGUUUUGCCAAAAGAAGCAUCCAUUCCUACCGCACUAACCUUCAUCUCAAAUGUUCAAAAUUCUUUUUCAACUGAGCUCCCUUCCUCUCCAGCUGACCCUGAAGCUGAUAGUUUGACACUCCUUCCUCCACCCACAUCCACCAGCGCUGUUGGCGGAGCUAACACUCUCCUGGAGUCGACAUCCAUCAAACCUCUGGCGAUAUCUUUUGUACCCUUAACUGAUUCUUUGCAACCUGUCACAUUAGAAACGAGCUCCCAAAAUUCACAUGAUCAAGUGCUUGAAGCUGUUGAAAAAGUGGUGGAAACGGCCGACCUCGUAAAGCCGACAAUGGAGAUGGAUUGCAGUUCAAAAAAAUUCUACCGACUUCCCAAUUCCGAUUGCAACCGUUUUUAUCAGUGUUACCUGCAAUCUGUUAGUAUUUUUUCCUGUGCUCCAGGGUUGGUGUUUAAUGAGGCUACGUCAAGGUGUUCACUCCCAGAGGAGUCCAGCUGUGAGCAACACGUAUCAAAUCCUAUUGCUGAUGAAUUGCCCGAUUACUUCCAAAUGGAUUGUUCGUCGGGUGUUCUACGCCGAUACCCGUUUGAUUGCCGAAAUUUCUACCAGUGUUACGGUAACGGUAUUGCAAAAUCCUUGUCCUUUUAUUCUUGCUCAGCUGGAUUCAUUUUCGACGAAGAAUCAAACAACUGCCUACGUCCUUACGAAACGUCUCCCUGCUUUGCAAAUAGCGACCCUUUCAAAUCCUCUCCACUUGACUAACAUCUUUAAAGAAUUCUCCUAUCACUACCAAACGCGUUUACCCAAUAGUCUUAACCAACAAAAAAGUCAAACAAAGGCAGACAAUAUUCAAAAAGUUGCCAAUCUUAUCCGUAAAACCAAUGUAAAGGCAAAAAUGCUUACCACUACUCCAAACGUGUCGACACUGCCGUAGGGCAAGGGUGCAAUGAUGUCUUAUUAGGGUAGGUUUAUUUUAUACUAAAUAAACUUUGGGAUUAUUCUUCACCA